CACGCUUUCCCAGAGCUCGGUGGUUUAAAGAUGGCGGCGGCGGCGGCGGCGCUGGGGACGCGGAGCCGCGGGAGCAGGAGGGGAGGAGAGGAGGGUCUGUGAGUCGCCGAGAGGCAGCGUGAGGAGUGCGGGUGCGGAGCCGCCGGCCACCCGGCUCCCCAGGGCCGGGGCCAGGACUGGCACGGAGGCCGAAGCAGCCCCAGGAGCCCGAGGCCGGAGCCGGGGAGGAAUGUGACCGGGGGUCGGCGGGGGCGCGGGAGUUGGCGAGCGCAGGGAUGGGGCAGCAGGUGGGCCGCGUCGGGGAGGCUCCGGGGCUCCAGCAGACGCAGCCCCGCGGGAGCCGGGGCAGCAGCGCCGCCAGGCCGUCCGGCCGCAGGCGGGACCCGGCGGGGCGCACCGCCGCGGAGGCCGGCUUCAAUAUCUUCACCCAGCAUGAUCACUUUGCCAGCUGUGUGGAGGAUGGAUUUGAGGGAGACAAGACUGGAGGCAGUAGUCCAGAAGCCUUGCACCGCCCCUAUGGCUGUGAUGUUGAACCCCAAGCACUGAAUGAGGCCAUCAGGUGGAGCUCCAAGGAGAACUUGCUGGGAGCCACUGAGAGUGAUCCUAAUCUCUUCGUUGCACUUUAUGAUUUUGUAGCAAGUGGUGAUAACACACUGAGCAUCACUAAAGGUGAAAAGCUACGAGUCCUUGGUUACAAUCAGAAUGGUGAGUGGAGUGAAGUUCGCUCUAAGAAUGGCCAAGGUUGGGUGCCAAGCAACUACAUCACCCCAGUAAACAGUCUGGAAAAACAUUCCUGGUACCAUGGACCUGUGUCACGCAGUGCAGCUGAGUAUCUGCUCAGCAGUUUAAUCAAUGGCAGUUUCCUGGUGCGAGAAAGUGAGAGCAGCCCCGGGCAGCUGUCCAUUUCGCUCAGGUACGAGGGGCGUGUGUAUCACUACAGGAUCAAUACCACCACGGAUGGCAAGGUAUACGUGACCGCCGAGAGCCGCUUCAGCACCUUGGCAGAGCUUGUCCACCAUCACUCCACAGUGGCUGAUGGGCUGGUGACCACAUUGCACUACCCCGCACCCAAGUGUAACAAGCCUACAGUUUACGGUGUGUCCCCCAUCCAUGACAAAUGGGAAAUGGAACGGACAGAUAUUACCAUGAAGCACAAGCUUGGGGGUGGUCAGUAUGGAGAGGUUUACGUUGGCGUCUGGAAGAAAUACAGCCUGACGGUUGCUGUGAAAACAUUGAAGGAAGAUACCAUGGAGGUGGAGGAGUUCCUGAAAGAAGCUGCAGUGAUGAAGGAAAUCAAGCAUCCUAAUCUGGUACAGCUAUUAGGUGUGUGUACUUUGGAGCCACCAUUUUACAUUGUGACGGAAUACAUGCCGUAUGGGAACCUCCUUGAUUACCUCCGAGAAUGUAACCGAGAAGAGGUGACUGCAGUUGUACUGCUUUACAUGGCCACGCAGAUCUCUUCUGCAAUGGAGUAUUUGGAGAAGAAGAAUUUCAUCCAUAGAGAUCUUGCAGCCCGGAACUGCCUAGUGGGAGAAAACCAUGUGGUAAAAGUGGCUGACUUCGGCUUAAGUAGAUUGAUGACUGGAGAUACCUACACUGCUCAUGCUGGAGCCAAGUUUCCUAUUAAAUGGACAGCACCAGAGAGUCUUGCCUACAAUACCUUCUCAAUUAAAUCUGAUGUCUGGGCUUUUGGGGUACUGUUGUGGGAAAUUGCUACCUAUGGAAUGUCACCAUAUCCUGGUAUUGACCUGUCUCAGGUCUAUGAUCUACUAGAAAAGGGAUAUCGAAUGGAACAGCCUGAAGGAUGCCCCCCUAAGGUUUAUGAACUUAUGAGAGCAUGCUGGAAGUGGAGCCCUGCUGACAGGCCCUCUUUUGCUGAAACACAUCAAGCUUUUGAAACCAUGUUCCAUGACUCCAGCAUUUCCGAAGAGGUAGCUGAGGAGCUUGGGAGGGCCGCCGCCGCCUCAUCUGUUGUCCCCUACCUGCCCCGAUUACCUAUACUUCCCUCCAAGACGCGGACGCUGAAGAAGCAGGUGGAGAACAAGGAGAAUAUCGAAGGGUCCUUAGAAGCCACCGACAAUUCUGCUUCCAGUUCAGCACCAGGGUUCAUUAGAAGUGCACAGGUCCCCAGUGGGUCCCCAGCACUGCCUCGAAAACAAAGAGACAAGUCACCCAGCAGCCUUUUGGAAGAUGCUAAGGAGACGUGCUUCACCAGGGACAGGAAGGGAGGCUUCUUCAGCUCCUUCAUGAAAAAGAGAAACGCUCCCACACCCCCCAAACGCAGCAGCUCCUUCCGAGAAAUGGAGAACCAGCCCCACAAGAAAUAUGAACUCACGGGUAACUUCUCAUCUGUUGCUUCUCUACAGCAUGCUGAUGGGUUCUCUUUCACUCCCGCCCAGCAAGAGGCGAAUCUCGUGCCCCCCAAGUGCUAUGGGGGGAGCUUUGCACAGAGGAACCUCUGUAAUGACGACGGUGGCGGGGGAGGGUGGUCUGGCAUCACAGGCUUCUUUACACCACGCUUAAUCAAAAAGACACUGGGCUUACGAGCAGGUAAGCCCACAGCCAAUGAUGACACUUCCAAGCCUUUUCCAAGGUCAAACUCUACAUCUUCCAUGUCCUCAGGGCUUCCAGAGCAGGAUAGGAUGGCAAUGACCCUUCCCAGGAACUGCCAGAGGUCCAAAAUCCAGCUGGAAAGGACAGUGUCCACCUCUUCUCAGCCAGAAGAGACUGUGGACAUUGCCAGUGACACGCUUCCCAAAAAGUCAGAGGAAGGUGCUGCUCCAACUAAAGAGAGACCAAAAGCCAAACUUUUGCCCAGAGGAACCACAGCUCUUCCCCUAAGAACCCCUUCUGGGGACCCAGCCCUUACAGAGAAGGACUGUCCAGGGGCGGGGGCAGCUGGAGGAGCAGCUGCCCCAAAGAGCAAGGAGAGGAAUGGUGGGGCGCGCCUUGGCAUGGCCGGAGUCCCGGAGGAUGGCGAGCAGACAGGCUGGGCUUCUCCAGCCAAGGUUGCGGCCAUCCUCCCCACCACUCACAACCACAAAGUGCCCGUCCUCAUCUCCCCCACUCUGAAGCACACUCCAGCCGACGUGCAGCUCAUCGGCACGGACUCUCAGGGGAACAAAUUCAAGCUCCUAUCUGAGCAUCAGGUCACGUCCUCUGGAGACAAAGACCGGCCCCGACGGGUAAAACCAAAGUGUGCCCCACCCCCACCGCCAGUGAUGAGGCUUCUGCAGCAUCCGGCUGUGUGCUCAGACCCCACGGAAGAGCCGGUGGCCCCGGCGGCCGGACAGCCCGCAUCAGAGACACAGGAAGGAGGGAAGAAGGCAGCUCCGGGGCCAGUGCCCGUCAGUGGGAAAGCUGGGAGGCCUGUGGUGCCUCCACCUCAAGUGCCUCUGCCCACAUCUUCCGUCUCGCCGGCCAAAAUGGCCAACGGCACAGCAGGUACUAAAGUGGCUCUGAGAAAAACCAAACAGGCAGCUGAGAAAAUCUCCGCAGACAAGAUCAGCAAGGAGGCCCUGCUGGAAUGUGCUGACCUGCUGUCCAGUGCAAUCUCGGAACCGGUGCCCAACAGCCAGCUGGUGGACACGGGGCACCAGCUGCUUGACUACUGCUCAGGCUACGUGGACUGCAUCCCUCAGACUCGCAACAAGUUUGCCUUCCGAGAGGCCGUGAGCAAACUGGAACUCAGCCUGCAGGAGCUGCAGGUGUCUUCAGCCACUGCGGGCGUGCCCGGGGCAAAUCCUGUCCUUAAUAACUUGCUGUCGUGUGUACAGGAAAUCAGCGAUGUGGUGCAGAGGUAGCCACUGGUAGACUACUGGAAGAGGCACAUGUUUCUGAGGGGACAGGGGAAGGGACUUGUUUUCCUGUGUUCUUGUUUUCAAAAAAUGAAAGACUGAUACUUGAGUGUGUUUAUGUGAAGUACCUCAGCUCUCUGAGAUCUCACGUUUACAGGUUCAUCUCAAAAAUAACAAAACGCAAAACUCAUAGGAGAGGGAAAUUGGAGGGACCGGGCAGUGGUGGACAGGAUUGGAAGCUGCACUGGAAUAUCAGGGAAUGUGUGUACGUGGCUGUGAAGAACCAGAUCCAGCCAUUCUGAUCUGGAGUGUUGCGAGGUGGUUAGACAGGGCUGCCCGUGGCAGUGCCGUGAGACCACCCAGACGGGCCUGGCUGCAGCACUCACUGUCCCGCGCAGAGGAGACUGGCUGAGGGCUCCAGUAGGUACUGAUGAUGAUGUCCCGCCUCACUAGGGAAGUCAAUGGAACCGAAGAAAAGAGAGCUGGGAAGGUGCUAAGUGAAGUUUCAUCCAAGGCUGCUGGAAGCAGCUAUUAGCCUUGCUUCCCCAAGGUCAUUGCUGCAGUAAGAACUGCAAAUGAAAUUGCUGGAAUUACAAAACCAGAAAGGUGGCCCUAUCUGUUGCUCCUCUCCAGUUUCCCAUUGAUGUGUUAAUUGGAGCCAGAAGUAAAGAAAUCUAGGAAGUACAGUCAGGGAGCUUGAAAGCUCCUAAAAUCUCACGUUGAUCAGCACAAGUCACUUGUCCCAGGCUAGUAUGUUGUAUCCUAAUGGACCAGGAUUAUAGGGGUCUCUACUGGUUCCUCUCUGCCUCCUGCUGGGCAGGCCGUCUUCCUUUAUUCCUGCAACAUUCAGGCAUUAGCCAACACUGAUUUUGAAAUUAGUGGUCAUGGACAGGUUCUCACAGGGAAUCCUUUUCCGAUACAGUGCCCUGCAUACUGACAUACUAGUCAAAGACUUGGGAAGCUGUGUAUUUAGUUACCAACUAAAAUAUCCAAGAAAGGGGCUCUCCUUGGAACCCAGCAGCCAGGCCCAGAGGCCUAUGACUGAGGAGAAGCUGGUUUGGUCCUAGUGGCUGUUUCUCUGUACCUUUCCCUCCUUCACCUUAGACCCGGUCUGGGUAGAAAGUAGAGAGAAGCACACACCCCCUCUGGAUUUCAGAUGAAUCACCCUAAAUUAUUCUCACAUGCCCACUCUCCCCCCCCCCCCCAUUGUUGUGCUUGUUUGUAAAGAUCACAUUGGGAAUAUUCUUUGAUAUUUAUUUCAAUAACAUUUUAAGAGAGUAUAAUUGAAGAAGCACAUCAUUUCUAGGAAAAACCAAUUAGAUCCUGGAAAUCUAAUGACUUAACCCUCAAAUAUAUUUUGCCUUUGAAAAAACAGGCCUUUUCCUUCCCUACUCAUUCAUAACUAUGGAAGCUAAUUAGGAUUGCAGGGAGCUGAACAGUAGAUAUUAUAAAUAUUCCCAAUAUCAGGUCUAACCCCAGUUACCACUUCAUUCUGUUUUUAAAGCUUUGUAACUCCCUCCCCCAAGGAGAACCCAAUACAAAAAAAAAUAAAUUAUUUUUUUCCUUCCAAAGGAAUAUUAACUUAGGAAGAUAGGAAUUCAGCAUCGGUGAGCAGUGAAUUUUCUUCCUGCUUCUGUCAUCGAUCCACUGUCAAGCCACAGCCCCAUCUCUAAGUCUGUUAAAUGAAGGUAAUGAUACAUGUUCUCAUGGGUGUUUCACAAAUAAGGGUGUAGUUCUCCCUCUCAGAGCCUCCCUGCCAUGCUAUUUAGUGCAGUGGUGGUAUGUUGAGUGGUUUUCAGUCUCUCCUAUGCUCAGUAGCCAAUCAUGAAAUUUAGAGCUGUUGAGAUUACAUUAAUAGCGCUAGAAUACUAAUAGGGAAAAACUAUGUUUUGGACAGAAUUUGAUAUCUUUGACCAAGGACUACAUUUAGUUUUCAUCAGAAAGAAGGGAAACCUUGGUUCUUAUCAUGGCUGCCGAAAGGAGGCCCCGGCCAAGGAAGGACUGGAAGGCAGGGGACAGCCUGGGCAUUCCUCGCUGGGGGUGGUCUCGGUCUGGUUCCUGAGGAGGCAGCAUAGGCAGCUAGCGGUGUGCUCCGUCUCCUUGCAGCGGCUGGAAGAGAACCUAGCGUUCCUUUCAAUGUGGGUUUAAAAACCAGCAGUCCAGCUCCUAUCUCCUUCCUAGCCACUUCCCUUCAUUACACACUUCCAUAAACUUGAAAUUGUUUUAGCAAGUAGCCUUUUAAGGGUGGGGCAGGGAAAGCUAAAACUUUAGAAUAUUUAAUGCUGCUUUUUAAGUUUAUCCCUGUCAUUAUGGGAUGCAAGUUGAGGGAUUAUAAUUGUUUUUCAGGGGAAUUUUUUUUUCUUUUUUUUUUUUUUUUCUAAGCAAGGGAUCUUUCAUCGAGAGCUCUGAGAAUAGGCCUUGGAAGAACACUACUGAGUGUAUUUAAGCUCCAGAUUUCUCACCGAAAUAGUCUUGAGGGUGGGGGCUGUGUGUUACUCAGGGGUGGCACCUGGCUCUGUCUUGCCUACAGUAGGUGCUCAGUAAGUUAAUGAACUGCGUUUUCUCAACACUGUCAGUAGUAGCAUUGACUUUUGCAGCACUCCCAUCCACAUGAUGCUUGAACUGUGGAACUUCAGGAUUGAGAGCUCAGGGUUAAGGUUAAAGAGGCACUGUCAACUUAUAAAAGUAAUAGAGGUCUUUCCUUUUUCUACUUGAAAAGAAUUAAAAAAUAACCUUAAGUAAAUUUAAAAGUUUGAAUUCAAAGCAGAGAAAACUGCUUUUUAGAAAUUAAAAAAUGUAGUUUAAUUCUAAUUGGUGAAAAAGCAAAGCAGAGAGCAGGAGCAAAAAGACAAUGUUGAAAACUUUAUAAAAUGGUUAUAUAUGUGUGUUGUGUGUGUGUGUGUGUGUAUAUAUAACCACACACACACACAUACACACACUCCUUUGGGCUAUGACAAUUUGAAUACCUUCAUAUACAUAUAAUACAAUUUCAGUUUAGAUUUCCUACCUUAAAAUACAAUAUUUUGUGUAGAAUACAUCUUUAUUGUGCUUUACAUUAAGUAUUUUCUUAAAAGGCUUUGUGUAAAAUUAAAAUGUGUGUAUUUUCUGUUGACUGCCAUUGUAAUUUUCAGAGAUAUAGCCUUAAAAAAAUGGCCCUAAGAAGUUCUUUCAGUGUUUUUCCAGAUGACCUCUGCACAUUGAGGUCUAUACGUGGAGCCACUUGCUCAGCUGCAUUUUGGGGUUUAAAUUAGAAUUUUCUUACAAUUCAAUUGAAAGUUGGCUAAUAAAAUAGUGCCCGGUUAAUGAAAUAUGCUCUGCUAAGUCAUAGCCCAUAUUUAUUUAAGUAACGUAAUGGAGCUUUUGAGUUGAGGAUACAGUAUAGACAGUGAUUAAGAGCUCAGACUCUAAAGCCAGUCCAGAAGGCAAGUCAUUUAAUCUCGCUGAGCCUUAGUCAUUUAAUCCUUCCUCAUUGGAAAACCGGAAUAAUAAUAGUAACUACCUCAGGUUGUCAUAAGGAUUAAAUGAUAAUAUAUGUAAGAAACUAGCUUCCCUGCCUGGCAUAUAAUGAGCACUCUAUAAAUGUUAAUGACCACUAUUAUGAUUGAUAAACUUGGUCCAACGAAUCUUAGCCAGGAAUGUGCAACAAAACCUUCUGUGUUUAAAAACAAAAUAAAAUCUGAUGAUUGAUGAGAAUUUCCAAUGGGGUGAGGUCUCAGCCAGAGUGUUUUAUAAGAACCCUGCCAGUUGUUUCCGACACCCAAGCUGUCUGAACACUUACCAGCAUCCCACCUUUUUCUUUAGAGCUUAAGGUUGGAAGAGAAGGUAGUUAAUUAGUGGCAGAGCUCACUCUCUCGACUUUCUGGUUGUGGGGUCCCCCGCCAUUCCUGCUGCCUUGUGAGACACUGCAGAGAAAGUGGCUCAGAUAGACAAUCAGCCUGCACAGCGCUGCACACUCUAAAGCACAUGCUCCUGGCACCCUCUGACCUUCGGGGGCUUGAAUGUUGAGUAAUGGCAAUACUAGCAAAGCAGGCAAUCUUCAGAAGUCAGGAAUUUAAAAUCGGUAUGGAGUCAUUCUUUGGGACAGACCUCAGCAGCACAGCAAUCUGCACUUUGUAAUAAAGAAAUACCAACUUAAGUUUAAAAAAAAACUAGUCCUACAUUCCUCUUUC
Molecule: messenger RNA, 7966 nt
Organism: Pipistrellus kuhlii (Kuhl's pipistrelle)
Lineage: Eukaryota; Metazoa; Chordata; Mammalia; Chiroptera; Vespertilionidae
Gene: ABL2
Product: ABL proto-oncogene 2, non-receptor tyrosine kinase
Exons: 13
Coding region: 276-3803 (1175 amino acids)
Biological process (GO): regulation of apoptotic process; protein phosphorylation
Molecular function (GO): ATP binding; non-membrane spanning protein tyrosine kinase activity; protein binding
Source: RefSeq, a predicted model, not a curated record